Molecule: messenger RNA, 1031 nt
Organism: Diatraea saccharalis (sugarcane borer)
Lineage: Eukaryota; Metazoa; Arthropoda; Insecta; Lepidoptera; Crambidae
Source: the annotation of a GenBank genome assembly
CGAAUUUUUGUUAAAUCUUUGGCUUUUGUUACGUAUUUAAAUGAAAAUGACUAAGAGCGUUAUAGCGAAGGAUAAUAACGGAAAAUGGCCUACAACUACAAUUUGUCUGCGAGCAUGAAUGUACGGAAUCUUAUGCAAUAAUGUUAGGGUUUGGGUAUACAAAAUUACGUACAUUUUUAUCCUCGGUCAGGCAUAAUCAUUUGCGUCUAGUGGAGACUUGGAAUGUUAAUAGAGAUGAAGGUUGGCAUAUACCACCGGCUUGGGAUCCAGUAAUUAGUCAAAUAAAAUGUCAAUCCAGAUCACACGUACAGUUACCAAAAGAUACAGUUAGUUCAUUCUGCAAAUAUCAAAGGCAGCAAUUCACUUUUUUUGUCGGAGUUUGUUUCGCCAGUUGUUCUCAAAAAAGACUCCCAAAGUUGGAACUGGUGGUAGAUUAUGGUAGUCAGGGGUAAAUAAAUGAGUCAAAUGUAUUAUAAAAUAAUUAAAUUUAACAAAUGUAAACGUUGCCUUAAAACAUAACAUUUUUUGUAUUGUGAAUGUGUCCAAUAAUAUUGAUUUUUGAAGAUAGCUAUACUUCUAAUUACAAUCAACACCUGAGUCUUAAAUGAACACGAAAACUGUAAAAGGUGAGAAACGAAAAAUAAAACUAAAUACAAAUACGAUGAAACCGUUUCAAAGUUGUUUCAUUUAUGAAUAGUGCGCUUGAAAAUAGAAGAAACCAAUACUUAAGGCCAACAUAAAAUAUUAUGAUCUAGUGCAUAGCUUCAAGUAGGCAAGUUGUUUACCAUUGAAUUCGCAAUUUUCACAAUAUCAAUGUAAUAAAUAUAUGCUUUUCGUGAUUUAAAGGAGACAUUUUAAAAUUAUUUUAAUAUUUGGUUAUGAAAUAUUGUCUUCUUGUUUCUUAAUACAGUAAAGUAAUUGCAUAUCCAAGAUCCGCUGACAUAAUAAAUGGUUAUAGAUCAUGUGUUAGGUAUUUCGGUGGUUUUAUUAGCUCUACUUUUAAGUGCUACAUAAGCCCUCGUAAAAAUUGU